Molecule: messenger RNA, 1197 nt
Organism: Danaus plexippus (monarch butterfly)
Lineage: Eukaryota; Metazoa; Arthropoda; Insecta; Lepidoptera; Nymphalidae
Gene: Fibp
Product: acidic fibroblast growth factor intracellular-binding protein
Exons: 11
Coding region: 84-1157 (357 amino acids)
Cellular component (GO): nucleus
Source: RefSeq, a predicted model, not a curated record
UUAUACUCGUUGUCAAAAUUACUUAGCUUAUGUAAAUUAGAAAAUGUUAUAGUGUUUACUAAAACUGGAUAAAGUAAAUAAAAAUGUACACAGAAGUAGAUGUAUUUGUUAGUAAUUACACAUUGAUAGAUCCAGAGAUAUACCAACUGUGGAUUGAAGGAUGUUCUUCAAGUGAAGCGGUUUCAACUUUACAUCAGAGAUCUGUAGCGAAACAGACGGGAGCUACAGUCGAGCUUAUUGCUAGCGAUGUGUUGGACCAUUAUAGGACCUUUGCUCUUCUGGAACGACUCCUGACGGUGCCUUCAAAGCUAUCAGAACAAAUGACCUUUCAGAUUGAUGAACAAACCAAACAUAUGCUAAUUGAGAAAUACUAUGACCUUGAUGACACGGUUAUACGGGAACUCCUCGGAAGGAAGCUGUCUUCGCGACACAGAAAAGAUUUGGAUGAGGUAGCUGAACGCUCGAGUGCUCCGUUACGGUGCUGUCGCCGUCAGUUCGACAACGUCCGUCGUGUGUUCCAAGCUGUUGAGGAGAUGCCGGGGAACGUGGUGACGAACAUACGAACAACUUUCCUUAUAUCAGAGCCGCUUGCUAAGAAAUAUGGCGCCGUAGUGUUCAUAGCGUGCAUGAGGUUUGAGACGACUAAGCGCAAGCUGCAGUACUUGUCGUUCAACGACUUCUAUCACUGCGCUCAGGCCAUCAUGUCGAGCUGGACCUACAGCUGUACAGGUCCAGAGUACUACGACACUGAGAUGGACCGAGAGUUCCUGUUAGAGCUUCGUGAGCUGAGGAUACUGCUGGACAAGGAGAAGGAGCACAAACAUUUAAUAUGCAUGCGGUUGAAGCCCAAGUUGCUUGAGAAGUCAUAUCAAGAGCUGGAGCUAAACUUCAGGCUCUACUCGCGCGCUCUGGUCGGACUCGCCUGUAACUUACACAGAGGAAGGGAACUCAGAUCACUGUUCGUUGAUUUAUUGGAACGUUGCAUAGAACCUUUGCGUCUCGGAGGCUGGCCAAAGACAGAUUUAGCCCAAUUUCUUUGCGCCUACGAGCAAUGCGCGCUUCAGAUGGAUGUGCUCAGGGAGGCUGAUCUUAAGAGCGCGUGGGAGAGAUACAUGAAGGUUAUAAGCAGGUGUCUCCUAACAAUGUACCCAGCAUGAGAUAUUGUACAAUAAAACAAUUGCAUCCUAUCUAAAUGUA